UACUAUCCAAUACGCACAUUAAUCUUUUAUGCUGGUGACUCUUCACUUUCUGCAAUGGCUUCCAACAAAAGACAACGGAGCUCUUCAUCACACACGAAGAAUUUUGAUGUGUUUGUUAGCUUUAGAGGUGCAGAUACUCGUAACGGUUUCACAAAUCACCUUUUUGCAGCUCUUGAAAGAAACGGAGUUGUUGCUUUCAGAGAUGACCAAACAAUCCAGAAAGGGAACUUUUUGGAGUCUGAACUCUUGCUCGCAAUUGAAGGAUCACGCGUUUUCAUUGUUGUCUUCUCAAAGGACUAUGCAUCAUCCACAUGGUGCAUGAAAGAGCUUACAAAGAUCGUCGAUUGGGUUGAAGUAACAGGUCGAAGUUUGCUCCCUAUUUUCUAUGAUGUCACUCCUUCUGAGGUCCGCAAACAGAGUGGAGAGUUUGCUAAAGCUUUUGCUGAACACGAAGAAAGGUUCAAAGAUGACUUGGAAAUGGUAAAAGGAUGGAGGGCAGCUCUGAAAACAAGCUGCGAUCGUUGUGGGUGGGAUGUGCAAAAUAAGCAGCAAUAUGAACAAAUCGAAAACGUUGUUGAAGAGGUAAUCAACAUAUUGGGUCGUAAUCAAAUUUGGAAUUUUGGCGAUGAUUUAGUUGACAUGCAUUCUCGUGUUAAAAAAUUGGAAGAACUUCUAGAUCUGAGUGCUAAUGAUAUUGUUCACCUUGUGGGAAUUUGUGGAAUGGGUGGAAUAGGAAAGACCACACUUGCAACUGCAUUGUUCAAUAAAAUCUCUCCUCAAUUUGAUGCUUGUUGUUACCUUGAUGAUUUAAGCAAAAUUUAUUGUAAUUUUGGAGCAGCAAGUGCACAAAAACAACUUCUUUGUCGAGCUCUAAAUCGAGGAAAUAUCGAGAUACACAAUGCUUCCCAUGGAACUAUGUUGAUAAGAACUAGAUUAUGUCACUUAAAAGCGCUUGUUGUUGUUGAUAAUGUUGAUCAAGUUGAACAAUUAAAGAAAUUGGGUUUGCAAUCUGAAUAUCUGGGUGCAGGGAGCAGAAUCAUCAUAAUUUCUAGAAAUCGUCGUAUCUUACAAAAUUACGGAGUAAAUAAAGUUUACGAAGUUCAAGUCUUGGACNAAACNNAAUCUCUUCAAUUACUUNGCAAGAAAGCUUUCAGAUCGAAUGAUAUUGGGAAAGAACAUGAANGGUUGACAUUAGAUAUACUGAAGUAUGUGAAUGGUCUUCCAUUAGCUAUUGAAGUAUUGGGCUCAUUUUUACUUGAUCGAGAUGUUUGUGAAUGGAGAAGUGCAUUGACUAGAAUGGAAGAAAAUCCAAGCAAAGAUAUCAUGGAUGUGUUGCGAAUAAGUUAUGAUGGAUUGGAGAAUAUAGAGAAAGAAAUAUUUCUAGAUAUUGCUUGUUUCUUCUCCAAUAAUAAUUUGUACUCAUGGGAGCCAACAGUGAAGAAACUUUUAGAUUAUCGACAAUUUUAUUCUGACAUUGGUAUGAAAGUUCUGAUUGAGAAGUCACUUAUAAGAUGUCAAGAUGAGACUAUUAUAAUGCAUGACUUGUUGAAAGAGUUGGGUAAGAGUAUUGUCCGAGAAAAAGCACCCAAAGAGCCAAGGAAGUGGAGCAGGUUAUGGAACUACAAGGAUCUCCAAAAAGUCACGAAAAUAAAUAAGGAAGCCGAAAAGGUUGAAGCUAUACUUAUUGAACAACAUGAAAAAGAAUUUCUACAAGGAAGAAUAAGAGUGGAUGCUUUAUCAAAAAUGGAUCACCUUGAGAUGCUCAUUCUGCAGAAUGUGAACUGUUAUGGAACUCUCAAUUUCAUUUCUAAUGAACUGAGAUAUCUAUUUUGGAAUCACUUUCCUUGGUUGUCUUUGCCAUCAACCUUCUUUCCAGAUCAACUUGUAGAAUUGAUCCUACGUGAUAGCAAUAUCAAGCAAUUAUGGGAAGGAAAAAAGUGUCUGCCUAAUUUGAGAAAUUUGGAUCUGAGUCACUCCAAAAAUCUUAUUGAGGUGCCAGACUUAAGUGAGGUUCCACGUCUUACGGAUCUUAGUCUCGAAGGAUGUAUACAACUAGUCCACAUCCAUCCAUCCAUUGGUAUUCUGAGAGAUCUUCGUCUUUUGAAUUUGAAGAAUUGUAAAACUCUUGUCCUUAAUCUGAAUAUCCUUUUUGGGAUCAGUUCUCUUGAGAUAUUAAAUAUCUCCGGCUGUUCACAAUUACUUAAUAGUAAGAUGUUAAUGGACCCAAGUGACACAAAACAUUUGGAGAAAGUUGAUAAAAAUACAAAUAUCAUCCAAUUGCCAACAUCCUCUGUAUACAAACUUCUAAUGUUGCCUUUCCAUUUUUUCUACCCUCCAAAACCUCAAGAUUCAAUUGGUUCGUUAUUGUCUUCUUUUUCUUUCUCUGUCCCGUGUUUGUUUAACCUUGACAUAAGCUUCUGUAAUCUACUUCAAAUCCCAGAUGAAAUUGGGAACUUACGUUCUUUAGAAAUAUUAAAUUUGGGGGGAAACAAAUUUGUGACACUACCAAGCACCAUCAAGCAACUUUCCUAUCUUCAUUAUUUGAACUUGACACACUGCAAGGAGCUAAAAUAUUUGCCCGAGCUUCCAACAAUACAAGAAAAAACAAUUGACAGAUACAUUAGGGGCUUAUACACUUUUGACUGCCCCAAGUUGAGUGAUUUGGAACACUGUUAUAGCAUAGUUUUUUCUUGGAUGAAGAAAAAUCUUGAGGUUUACUUGGUCCCUCGGAUGGAAAUUGUUAUUCCUGGAAGUGAAAUUCCAAAAUGGUUCAGUAAACAAAACGCAAGUGCAUCCAUAAGUAUGGACCCAUCUGCUGUUAUAGAUGACCCAAAUUGGAUAGGUGUUUCCAUUUGUGUUCUAUUUGUCACACACGAAAGUCCUAUGAAUUUGGGUGAAGGAGAUUAUCUUAUAGACUCUCCUCUUUUUUACGGUGUCAAUAAUGUCAACUUUGAGACAAAAUGGUAUUCAGGAGUUCCUAUAAUAUUCAAGAAAGAUCUGGUGACAGUUGGGUUAGAUUAUUUGUUGAUAGUGUUUUACUCUCGACAAGAAUUCUUUCAUCUUCUAAAUGGACAUUCAGAUACCAUGCAUGAUCUUCAAGCACUUAAAUUUGAAACUUGGGGUAGGAGUCUUCUAGAUUUACGUUUUAUGGUGAAGAAGUGCGGGUAUCGUUGGGUAUUUAAGGAGGAUCUUCAACAACUCAAUUCAGACAAGUUUUUCAGCAGAAAUUCUGCAUCACGGAAGAGGAAGCUUCUAACAAGUGAGUAACCACAGAGAUCCUUCAACCGCCAUUCCAUCACAGAAAUCUUCAUCCUUUUCAGGUAAAAUCUAACUCCUUAAAUCAGUUUACUAAGUGACUAGUUAGUUGGUAUUACGUUUACAAUUUUCAAAGGUGUAAAAAUUGAAAUGUUAACAAAAUCUAAAAUGGAAAAAUUAUAUAUCAGAAAUUAUGUAUAUUACCUUGAUAAUCCCCUUUUAGAGUUGUAAGAGUUAUUUAAAAAUUUACUAGAAUUAUAAGUGUAUUAGUAUAUUACAAAUUUACCUUGAAAAUCUCGCUAAGGGAUAUAUUAUUAUCUAUCUGUUGGUACAUAAAAUAAUUGAAUGGUCAUCCAUGUCUUGCUCCCGACAUUUGUAUCCAAGCAAAACACAUCAAAAUAAGAAUGAUAAAGCAUAGUGCAAUGGAACGUAAAUCAGCAUAAGAAUAUUAAAGAAAGCAUUAACUAGGAACAGAAAUGGGCAAAAAUAAUAUAGAUCGAUACAAAAUAGCUCUGUCUAACUUCUGUCCAGCAGUUUGGUUCAGCUUUUAGGUCAUCCCUUGGUCAGGCCAGGUUGCCUCAUUCAAUUUUGAUUUAUUUGGGGUUUAAGAUGUAUCC
This is a messenger RNA of Vigna radiata var. radiata (mung bean), 3872 nucleotides long. RefSeq names its product TMV resistance protein N-like. Gene Ontology annotation, molecular function: ADP binding. The record is from RefSeq and is a predicted model, not a curated record. Lineage: Eukaryota; Viridiplantae; Streptophyta; Magnoliopsida; Fabales; Fabaceae. The transcript is spliced from 5 exons. Gene Ontology annotation, biological process: defense response; signal transduction. The coding region runs from base 55 to 3267 and encodes 1070 amino acids.